Messenger RNA from Homarus americanus (American lobster), 1358 nucleotides. RefSeq lists its product as uncharacterized. The record is from RefSeq and is a predicted model, not a curated record. Lineage: Eukaryota; Metazoa; Arthropoda; Malacostraca; Decapoda; Nephropidae. The transcript has 4 exons. Bases 452 to 817 code for a protein of 121 amino acids.
ACCUCUUCACCUCUGGCUUACAGGUGUUCGUGACGUCUUCACCUCUGACCUACAGCUGUUCGGGACGUCAUCACCUCUGACCUACAGCUGUUCGGGACGUCAUCACCUCUGACCUACAGGUGUUCGUGAUGUCUUCACCUCUGACCUACAUGUGUUCGUGACGUCAUCAGCUCUGACCUACAGGUGUUCGUGACGUCAUCACCUCUGACCUACAGGUGUUCGUGACGUCUUCACCUCUGACCUACAGGUGUUCGUGACGUCUUCACCUCUGACCUACAGGUGUUCGUGACGUCUUCACCUCUGACCUACAGGUGUUCGUGACGUCACUACACACGACUCGCACUGACUUGAGCGUGAUCACCCUUGAGUACCGGGACCACUCACUCCCUCCUUCACCCACUCCUCCCGCAGGUGACGUCCCUCUGGCAGCGCCCUGGUAACCUGCAGCAUCAUGAGGGUGUUGUCUGUGGUGCUGGUGACGGCCACACUGCUGCUGGGUGCCGCCCUCGCCCGUCCUCAGCUGACUGGGGGACUAGUGAAUAAUCUGACAGUGGCGCUGCAACAAAUGCUAGCACGAGUGGUGUGUGUGUGGGAGGAGAAGUGCGUGGCCCACACCGUCAGCGCCUGCUUCAGAGACCAGCGGGAGGCAAGCGAGGUGUUGGUGGCCUUCACUCAGUGUAGGAGUCUGGUCGCUGCUGCCCUCUACACCAACCCCGGUAAAGCAGGGGAGGUGGCAGCUGGCAGGCAGAUGGAAAGAUGUUUACAGAACGAAACCAACAAGGGUAUCACCUUCCUGGACUGUGUUGCUCAAGCUUAACCUGAAGCCUCGCCUCCUGCAUGUCAUGCUGUUCCACGUCUCAGCUGUUCCGUGUCUCAGCUGUUCGGCAUCUCAGUUGUUCCUCGUCUCAGCUGUUCCACGUCUCAGCUGUUCCUCGUCUCAGCUGUUCCACGUCUUAGCUGUUCCGCGUCUUAGCUAUUCCACGUCUCAGCUGUUCCACGUCUCAGCUGUUCCUCGUCUCAACUUAUUCAACCAAUCAGCUGUUUCACAUCUCAGCUGUUCCUCAUUUCAACUGUUCCACGUCUCAACUGUUCCACAUCUCAGCUGUUCCUCAUCUCAACUGUUCCACAUCUCAACUGUUCCUCAUCUCAACUGUUCCACAUCUCAACUGUUCCACAUCUCAACUGUUCCUCAUCCCAACUGUUCCACAUCUCAACUGUUCCACAUCUCAACUGUUCCACAUCUCAACUGUUCCACAUCUCAACUGUUCCACAUCUCAACUGCUCAGCGAAUCAGUUUUUACUAAUCAAAUUACAUCUUCCCACAAAUAAAAAAUAAAAUUACCCCAAGUAAAAAAAAA